UAAUUUUUUCCGGUGUCCAAUCAAUCUGCGUUCCACGGUCACCAUAAUGAGGACGAUUUUGCUACAAUAUGUUAUAUUUCAAUGACUUACUCUGUUUGAUGUGAGUCAGGAAAUUAAAAACAAAUCAGCGCAAGACAAUAAGUUGAAGGAUCCUUUCAAUCCGCAGAACUUUGGUAUUUUUUUGCAACUCAACUUUCUUCAAAAGGUUCCAUCAAAAUUCAUCAUGUCAUUAUCCUUCAGAAAAAGUACAGUGCGACUAUUAGCACUGUCUGGGUUCUAUUUGCUUUACAUUGUUAUUGGAGCAUCUGUUUUUUCAGCAAUAGAAGGACCAAGGGAAAGAGAUUUGACUGUACAUGUUCGUGAUGUGAGGGGAAAAUUUCUAAAAGACCAUAGUAAAUGUCUUACCGAUGAUGACUUGGAAAAGUUUCUGAUUGAAAUCAACAAUGCUGCUCAUAAAGGUGUAUCAUCCACUAAAAAUGUAACAAUGGCAGAACCUAACUGGAGCUUUGGACAGUCAAUUUUCUUCUCUGUUACAGUGCUAACAACUAUAGGUUAUGGAAGAGUUACCCCCUUAUCAGAUGAAGGGAAAGGAUUCAUUAUUGUUUAUACCGUAAUUGGUAUACCUCUAACUUUGAUCUUAUUUAGUGCAAUAGUAGAGAGACUUAUGAUACCAACUAAAGUGUUCUUGUACUUUCUGUUUCGUAAAUUAGGACACCUGUACAAAGUUUUCCAUAUACAACUUUUGCACCUUUUUUUCGUGAUACUUGUGCUGCUUGUCUUUAUUUUUCUGAUUCCUGCCGCUGUUUACUCAACUUUGGAGCCCACAUGGAACUACCUUGAUGCUUUCUAUUAUUGUUUUGUUUCCAUGACAACAAUAGGCCUUGGAGACUACAUACCUGGAGACAAUCCUGAGCAGGAGUUAAGGCCCCUUUAUAAGGUGGCUACCACAUGCUAUUUAGUGAUUGGAUUGUGGGGUAUGAUGCUGUUAAUGAGUGUGCUGUAUGAUAUACCUGAACUCAAUAUUGGAUUCCAUUUCUAUAUGAAGUCUGACAAGGACGAGGAUGAAGAGCGAACGGCACUGAAAAGUUCUAUAGAAAAGACUGGUACCAAAUAUACCAAACAUGUGGAUGAAGAGCAACCAACAGCAGUACAGGCUGAAACAAGUGAAAGAAAUACAGAGCAGUAAAAGAUUUGUAGUAAAUUGAUUUUAAAAUUGUUGUGUUUUAAGUUAAUAUAGAAAAAUUCUACAAGAAGGUAGUUCAUAUAAUAUAAGUUGUUAAGUCUUUAUUGUCAUUAUUGAUCAGUUUAUAUAUUUUUAUUCUAUCAGCUUUUUGUUUCUUGUUAAGGAUUUACAUAUAUCUAUAAAUAUAUAUAAAAUGUCUGAAUAAUAGUCAACAAUUUUGAUUUUUCCCAUGAGGGCACCUGAUUGUUAUGAGUAAUGAUACAUGUACACAAUAAAUAAAUUAUAUAAAACGCCUAAAAAGUGUACAAAACAGCAGCAAUAAUAACAAAAAAAUAUAAAUGUUAUUAUUUAUAAUAUAAAUUUAAUAUAAAAUAUAUAUGCAUCAUAUACAUAGAACAAUGCAGGCGGUAAUGAUAGCAAUUUCUCUGUCCACAUGAUUUAUGGUAAAUAUGUAUACAUGUACAUGUAUGAUGGCUUGUUUCAAAGCUAAGACAUUUUCACAUAUAUGUUGUUCAAUCCGUCGGAGUAUGAACUAUGAAGUGAGAUUAUAUUUUAUUUU
This is a messenger RNA of Mytilus trossulus (common blue mussel), 1742 nucleotides long. RefSeq names its product potassium channel subfamily K member 1-like. Gene Ontology annotation, cellular component: plasma membrane. The coding region runs from base 224 to 1186 and encodes 320 amino acids. The transcript has 4 exons. Gene Ontology annotation, molecular function: outward rectifier potassium channel activity; potassium ion leak channel activity. Gene Ontology annotation, biological process: potassium ion transmembrane transport; stabilization of membrane potential. Lineage: Eukaryota; Metazoa; Mollusca; Bivalvia; Mytilida; Mytilidae. The record is from RefSeq and is a predicted model, not a curated record.